AAGAAACUCGAGGAAAGAAGAAGGAAACGCUGGGUCUUAGUUUCAUUUUCAGGAAGUGUUUUCUGCAAUGGACAGGCUUGAAGCUGCUACAGUGGAGCAUUACGAGGCAGCCAUGGUCCUCAGUGGUGCAGGCGAUGCUCUGGGUUACAGGGGCGGGAUCUGGGAGUUUAAUUAUUCUGGACCAGAGAUCCACCAGGAGCUGCAGGGGCUGGGUGGGUUGAAAAAAAUCACUGUCCAGCUUCCUGAUUGGCCGGUGAGCGACGACACAGUCCUGCACCUUGCAACAGCAGAAGCUCUGAUAACAGGAAAGACUGACGAGAAGCUUCUGGAUGAAGCGGCUUUUUGUUAUGUGAAGGGGAUGAAAGACAUGAGUGGAAGGGCUCCUGGAAAUACCACUGUUUUUAAUGUUACCAGACUGAAGCCUGGACAGGAAGGGGGCUACAGAGUGCCAUAUAACAACCGGGGUGCCGGCUGUGGAGCGGCCAUGAGGGCCAUGUGCAUCGGCAUGAGGUAUCCAAACCCCGACCAGCUGUCUUCUCUGGUGUUUGUGGCCGUGGAGACGGGCAGGAUGACUCACCAUCACCCAAUCGGUUUCCUGGGAUCCGUUGCGUCGGCGCUUUUCGCCUCCUACGCCAUCCAGCGGCGGCCGCUUGAAUCCUGGGGCGUGGGUCUGCUGGAAGAGGCCUGCCCCAUAGCCAAGAAGGUUAUUACAGACAGCGGCUUCGCUGUGGAGGAGAAUUUGAAGGAGUGGGAUUCUUUCUCUAAGCACUGGAAGAGGUACCUGGAUCUGCGGGGAAUCUCUGACGGAAAGGGGCCGGUGACCUGGCCUGACCCCUACGGUGUGGCUGAGAGGGAUGAGGCCUAUAAGAGCUUCAGUCUGCGUGGCUGGGGGGGAUCCUGUGGCCAUGAUGCUCCCAUGAUAGCACUGGAUGCCUUACUGGGAGCCGGUUCAGACUGGGAGGAGCUGAUGAACAGAGCUGCUUUCCAUGGAGGUGACAACGACAGCACGGCAGUGAUCGCCUGCUGCUGCUGGGGUCUUCUCUACGGCACCAAAGGGGUUCCUAAAUGCAACUACUCCAAACUGGAGUACCGGGAUCGUCUGGAGCUCUGCGCUAAGCAGCUUUACGCUUUGUCUCACUAAAAACACGUUUCUAUUCCAUCUCUAUUUUCGGUGCCUUAAAUCAGCACUUAGGAGGUAGCAAAUCUGAAGUCUAUAAAAAUGUAUACAAUAUAAAAAUACUAAAUGCAUAUUUAUGCUCCAAACAUGCGUGCAUGAUUAGGUAUAGGUAAUAUGUUACAUAAAUCAAAGUUCUGCAUAUGAAGAAAUGUGCCACAACCACUAUAAAAAAACACACCACUGUUAUUUUCCUCUGGAUUCAUAGAUGAGUUCAGAUGUUUGAAGCAGAAACCAGAAUCACUUAAAUUGUGAUCAGCUCAGUCAGAAUCUUCCAGUGUUUACGUAUUGCUCCACCAGAGGGCGCUGAGCUGUGAUGAGAAAUGAAACGCCAGAUAUUGAUGGUGCCUUUUAUGAAACUGUUGUUCUGUUUUCACUCUUUGCUGUCCUGAGAAACCCAGGAAGAGGAUUACAGCAUGAAUGUUUGAAAUAAUGUUUAAUAUGUUACAUUUCACAUAUGUUUUUAUGAUGGUUAAAUUCAAUUUAAAGAAAGAAUUUGGGACCUAGCAAACCGGGACCCUUGAAAGCUCACUCUGACUGUAAUGACUCAUUGUCAGGAAGUGACCGAUUGUGUUUUAAAAACUGUAAAUAUAAACACUUAAAUAUAAACACUUGAACAAAGACCACUAAUAUUUAAUCUGCACUAAAUAUUUUUUGUUUAAAAAUACUUUCAAAUAAGCAAUUCACUUUAAAAAAAUUUGUUAAAUAUAUAGUUUCAUUCUUCAAAAUUUUGUUGGAUUUUCCAGCUCUACAAUAUAUUAACAAUUGAAAAUUUAGUCCUAACUAAUUUCGAUCAGUAAUAUAAUUUAUAGCAAAAAUCUACCUUAGAAAUAAAAUGUAUGGAAAUGACCUGAAUAUUGACAUUAUUUUUUUAAAUAAUUUCACUCUGCUGCUAUUACCUUUUUCAUCAUGUUGAUGCUGCUUUCUACUCUUGUUGCUUUGAUACUGCUGAUUUUUUUUUAAUACUAUUUCUUUCACUACACCAAGAGAUGCUCGUGACUUUUAAACCAACAAUUAUGUAUUCACUCUGAUACUGUAUCUGUGGUAAAAUCACCUUCAUUCGUCUUGAUAUAAGCUCAGAAACAGCUGGAAAUGAAUCAUGAAGAACGUUGUUAUCCUGUGGUGAAUCGACUGUUUUACUGCAUCAACCAAAUGGCUGUGAAAAUAUCCGUAGGUCGGAUUAACUAAACCUUUCAAAAUGGCUGCCAUGUUGGCUCUGAUGAAUGAAAGACAGGAAUGUAUAAAAGCUACAUGUGUUUACAAGAUGGAAGAAACCACUUUUGUAUUUUUUUGUUCUAUGCAAAUAAACUAAAUUCAACUCCUUUGCCAUUAA
Molecule: messenger RNA, 2507 nt
Organism: Poeciliopsis prolifica (blackstripe livebearer)
Lineage: Eukaryota; Metazoa; Chordata; Actinopteri; Cyprinodontiformes; Poeciliidae
Product: ADP-ribosylhydrolase ARH1-like
Exons: 8
Coding region: 68-1141 (357 amino acids)
Biological process (GO): protein de-ADP-ribosylation
Molecular function (GO): ADP-ribosylarginine-[protein] hydrolase activity; magnesium ion binding
Source: RefSeq, a predicted model, not a curated record